AUGGCUUCUACCCCGCCUCCUACUUCCUCCAGCCCCGCCAACUCAGCGCGGAAAGUCUUCACCGUUGGUACGCGCAAGUCCAAACUUGCUCUUUCCCAGACAGAUCUGGUUGUUGGAGCUCUCAGGAAGAUAUGGCCGGAUUAUACAUUUAAUAUCCAUUCUCAGGAGACUGCAGGUGACCAAAAUACUACCAUCGCCCUCCGUGAAUUCACCACCAAGAAUCUAUGGACUCAGGAGUUGGAGGAGCUUCUAAUGGCCGGUCAGGUGGACUUCAUCGUUCACUCACUGAAAGAUGUUCCCACCCUUCUACCCCCCUUAUGUACCUUAGCCCCCACAAUGAAGCGCGAGGAUAGCAGAGAUGUUCUGGUGAUAAAGAAGGGUUUACCCAAUAUGAGCCUGUCCGAAAUGCCCGCAGGAUCUGUUGUGGGCACUUCCUCGAUCCGUCGCACUGCUCAAUUGGCUCGUCGAUACCCUCACCUGAAAAUUAUGGAUGUCCGCGGUAACAUUGGUACACGAUUGGCCAAGCUAGACGCGGAGGACAGCCCAUACACUUGUAUCAUCCUGGCCGCUGCCGGUCUACUGAGGCUGGAUCUGCAGGACCGCAUUUCCCAGUACCUUGAUUCGAAGAAUGGAGGAAUGCUGUACGCCGUGGGGCAGGGUGCCCUAGGUAUUGAAAUUCGGAAGGACGACCAAAUUAUGCAUGAUAUGCUGCGUCGCAUCAGUGAUGAGGAUGCCACAUACGCUUGCUGGGCCGAGCGUAGCCUGUUGCGAACCCUCGAGGGUGGCUGCAGUGCACCACUAGGUGUUGAAACAGAAUGGGUUCAAUUGCCUGAUGGCUCGCGGAAAUUGAGAAUGAGGUCUAUCGUAGUUAGUGUUGAUGGCAACGAAGAAGCGAAAAUUGAAAUUGAUGGGGCUGUUGACUCGGCGCAAUCGGCCGAAGAGUUUGGCGUUAUGGUGGCCAAGGAAUUGGUAGUCAAGGGAGCAGGGAAGAUCCUGGAAGAUAUCCAACAAAACAAGCUCAAGCAAACUUCUUAG
Messenger RNA from Aspergillus tanneri, 1035 nucleotides. Its product is annotated as porphobilinogen deaminase. Gene Ontology annotation, biological process: heme biosynthetic process. Lineage: Eukaryota; Fungi; Ascomycota; Eurotiomycetes; Eurotiales; Aspergillaceae. Gene Ontology annotation, molecular function: hydroxymethylbilane synthase activity. Gene Ontology annotation, cellular component: cytoplasm. The record is from RefSeq and is a predicted model, not a curated record. The coding region runs from base 1 to 1035 and encodes 344 amino acids. The transcript has 2 exons.